AAUGCUGAGUUUUGUUUGACAGGGCCAAUGGUCCAUCUGCGGGGUCCACCAGGACCUAUGGGAAUGCGAGGGCCAGGACCUCGACCAGGAAUCUGGAUGGAUGGCCAGGGACCACCGCCCAUGUUCCCUCGGGGAUUUGAAGGCCCACCUGUGGACGGGCCACCGCCAGAUGCUUUCUUCGGGCGCCCACCAUUUGAUGACAUGGAACGUCGAGCAAGGGAAGAAGGGAGGCAUCCUCGUGGCUGGGGGCCAAGAAGGGGACCCCAAGGGAGCCGUGAUGAGGGAAGAUUCCGAGGGGGAGAAAGGGAUGGGCCAGGUCCAUGGAGGAGAGAUGAAGAGAUGGGCCCCAGGAGGGGCAGCAGGCCUGAGGACACAGGUGGGAAACAGGAUGAGGAGGAGAAGGAGGCCCCAGCUACACCCAGUGUGAAGGGAGAGAGGGACCGAACCAGGAAGUCUCGUUGGAGCAAUGCUUCCCCCACCUCAGAAGCAGCUCCUGAACCUGUGCCUGUCGAUGGAGGAAAGGAUUCAUCAGUGGAGACAAGUGUUGAAGAAAAGAACUUCAGUCUGUGUGCAGAAGGGCCUCAGCAUGAACAGGGUGAUGGUAGUGGUGAUGGCAGUGGCAGUGUCACCAAGGACUGCGAUUCACCACCUGUCGCGGAACCUCAGAGUGACGGUACUCCUUGCAAUGAUGAAUUGCCGCUAAGUACUGCAGAGCCAUGCUCGGAAAGUGAUGCCGCAGGUGGGGAAGAUGCAGGUUAACCCCCAGUCAGUACAUUUAGCUGUGUUUGGUUUCAUGUCACUCGAAUAAAGUCAUCAGUGAGUCAUAUGCAUAAUAGUGAGCCGAGAAUAGUCAUGAAUGUUCCAAUUGUAGCGGCAAGUGCGCUGUGUGUCCUAUGUGCUGAGGUUGUGAAUGAAGUGAACACAGGAAGUUGAUCAUUUUAGCAAACAGUGGUGCAAUACGUUACACGAACGUAGUAGUCAGUAAGAAUGCGUUGUGGUGCUGAGUCAACUAUCUUGCUUUCAAGCUGUCACACCUGGUCACAAUUUUAUCCACAUUUGAUUCAGUACAGGGCCAGUAAAGUUGUGCAAAGAAAUGCUCAAUAAAAGAGAACUUUUAUAUUUUUAUAUACUAGAAAACAGUCUCAAUCUUUUGGCAAAAUUUGGAAAUAGUGUACAAAACCCUCCGUUGAUUUUUAGUUCUUUGUCUUUGGCACGCAUUGAUCCCAAGGUAGGUGUGUUCCUGUGUUCACGGACAACGCAGCCAGUCGGCUCGGCGCACACGGAGGAGGCACGCGCUUGCACUCAAAUGGAGUGACAGGUGCAAGGUACUGUGGCUCUUUGACUUUGUUGGUUGAUUGUCAUGAACUUGUGCAACAGUGUCAACCAACGAGAAGGAACUGAAAGUGCUGUCGGAGUGCCCAACGCAAUAAGACAUUCGGAGUUCUGCCACCACA
Cryptotermes secundus is the source of this 1454-nucleotide messenger RNA. Its product is annotated as basic salivary proline-rich protein 4-like. The record is from RefSeq and is a predicted model, not a curated record. The transcript is spliced from 2 exons. Bases 28 to 759 code for a protein of 243 amino acids. NCBI's taxonomy places the organism in Eukaryota, Metazoa, Arthropoda, Insecta, Blattodea, Kalotermitidae.